Rhizophagus irregularis DAOM 181602=DAOM 197198 is the source of this 1334-nucleotide messenger RNA. The record is from RefSeq and is a predicted model, not a curated record. Lineage: Eukaryota; Fungi; Glomeromycota; Glomeromycetes; Glomerales; Glomeraceae.
AUGGUAGGGUGUUUGACAUUCAGAUUCCCGAAUUCUCCUUAGAAGCGAUUCUAACAGGAUCUAGUAAAAUUACAGCACAAACCAUAGUCGAACUAUUUAAUGUAGCAAUGAAGGUCAGACAUAAGGAGAUACUAUGCUGGUAUUGUUACUAUAAAGCGUACGAGGAUCGAAUUAGGGAUUUUAAAUCUACGAAUAAGAUUGACGACCAAUCGGCAAGGACAUUGGUAUACAGCGAAAUCAAAUCCCUUCUUCCAGACAUUACUGACGUGAACUUGCGUAAAAUCACUUCUAGAGCUAAAAAGGUUUAUGUAUUAUUCGAGGGGAUAGGAAUAGAUAAAAUUCAAGCAGUUACUUAUAGCGCAAGUGCUAUUUCAAGUUUGAUAGAAAUUCAGAUCCAAGGCAUUAUAAGUUGUUUUCCCAAGACUUAUAAGUCUUCUACGGAUGAUACAGAUGAAUGCCAAAAAAUGAUCAGCGUGACAAAUCGUCACGCGCACGUGACUGAAUCUUCUGAGAUAUUGGAUCAAUAUCCUAAUCUAUAUAGAGAAUGUAGUAGUGAAAAUUUCGAUUAUUAUGGAAUUACUGAUGAGACAUCAUGCGGAGUCUCGAGAGAGACCAUCUGCCCAUUAUGCAAAUUAGGUCAUAAUGAUGAAGAAAUAGAAGAUUGGCAUGCCAAAUUAAGUGGGCUACCAAGCGUUUUGACAGAUAAAAUUCGCUUCAAAUUUUACAAAAGAUAUAAAAAAGAAACUGGAUGUGAGCCAUGGCAAUUAUCAGAAGAUCGCCUUCUCAUAAAUUCGAAACCAGAAAACAAAGUAUCCUAUUUAACUUCUCCUGAGCAAUGUGAAGAAAAAGGGCCCAUCACUUUCGAAGCCAGACCCGAUCCAAAAUUAAUUAUUAACCGUGGAGCUCACCAUGUCCUAUUUGCGAUGGAAAACAUGGGAAUUAUGGAUUACAUGGCUCAUGCAUAGGACAAAAACAGAUCAUGUGAAAUCAAUCACCCGAAAAAAUGUACUCAUUGCCAUGAUAAAUGCACUGCUGAAAUAAUAGGACUGUGCAAAUUCCAAGUACAGCUUAUAAAGAGCUGGAAGGCGCUUUGCUAAGGCAGAACUACUUUGAAAAAUGGCAUAUAUUUAGGGGAUGGAAGCAUGGAUGUAAGGUUUGUGAGGAAUGUGAUCAUCACUCACAUCUGUAUUGCAAAAGGUGUAAGAAGGUGGCGGAAGGAAUUUAUAAGCGAUGUGAAUGUCCUCAAGUAAUUUGAUCAAUAAAGUAAUGGUGCAAAUUUACUAGACAUUUUAUAAUUUUUUCGCAUGGAAUGAGUGAUAGGAUUGUGUGAAGCA